GGAAAUUAGGGAAUCUCAAUAUAAAAUAAAUAAAAAAUAAUUUUUCAAAACUUUAUUUAUUUAUUUUAUAUUUAUUAAGUACCAACGAAGUGAAAUAAUACAAUGAUUUUUGUAGUUUAUUUAUAAGAGGAGAUCAUAUGAAAAAUGUAACCGAUUCUUUCGUUUUCUUGGGUCACUGGCCAUCCGCCGGGAGUUUCGGGUUUAAUACCGAUAUUUUAGCAACAAAUCUAAUAAAUCUAAGUGUAGUUCUUGGUGUAUUGAUUUUUUUUGGAAAGGGAGUGUUAAAUGAUUUAUUAGAUAAUCGAAAACAGAGAAUCUUGAGUACUAUUCGUAAUUCAGAAGAACUACGCGGAAAAGCCAUUGAACAGCUUGAAAAAGCCAGGGCUCGUUUAAAAAAAGUCGAAAUGGAAGCGGAUCAGUUUCGAGUGAAUGGAUAUUCUGAAAUAGAACGCGAAAAAAUCAAUUUGAUUAAUUCAACAUAUAAAACUUUAGAACAAUUAGAAAAUUACAAAAAUGAGACCAUUCAGUUUGAACAACAAAAAGCGAUUAAUCAAGUCCGACAACGGGUUUUCCAACAAGCCUUACAAGGAGCUCUAGGAACUCUGAAUAGUUGUUUAAACAACGAAUUACAUUUACGGACCAUCAACGCUAAUAUUGGCAUGUUUGGUGCGAUGAACGAAAUAACCGAUUAGUCCUUCUAUUCGAUUGUAGGUAAUAUUUUUUUGUUUCCAAUAAUAAAAAAAAAAAAAGAAAGAAAUAAAGAAUUAAGAAAGACUCAUGGUAACCAUUCGAGCAGACGAAAUUAGCAAUAUUAUCCGUGAACGUAUUGAACAAUAUAAUCGAGAAGUAAAGGUUGUAAAUACCGGUACCGUACUUCAAGUAGGUGACAGCAUUGCUCGUAUUCACGGUCUUGAUGAAGUAAUGGCAGGUGAAUUAGUAGAAUUUCAAGAGGGGACAAUAGGCAUUGCUUUGAAUUUGGAAUCCAAUAAUGUUGGUGUUGUAUUAAUGGGUGAUGGUUUGCUGAUACAAGAAGGAAGUUCUGUAAAAGCAACAGGAAGAAUUGCUCAGAUACCUGUGAGUGAAGCUUAUUUGGGUCGUGUUAUAAAUGCCCUAGCUAAACCUAUUGAUGGUAGGGGUGAAAUUUCGGCUUCGGAAUCUCGGUUAAUUGAAUCUCCCGCUCCCGGUAUUAUUUCGAGACGUUCCGUAUAUGAGCCUCUUCAAACCGGACUUAUUCCUAUUGAUUAAAUGAUCCCUGUAGGACGUGGCCAGCGAGAAUUAAUUAUUGGGGAUAGACAAACUGGUAAAACAGCCGUAGCCACAGAUACGAUUCUUAAUCAACAAGGACAAAAUGUAAUAUGUGUUUAUGUAGCUAUUGGUCAAAAAGCAUCUUCUGUGGCGCAGGUAGUUACUACCUUCCAGGAAAGGGGAGCAAUGGAGUACACUAUUGUGGUAGCCGAAACAGCGGAUUCCCCCGCUACAUUACAGUAUCUGGCUCCUUAUACCGGAGCGGCGCUGGCGGAAUAUUUUAUGUACCGUGAACGACGCACUUUAAUCAUUUAUGAUGAUCUUUCCAAACAAGCACAAGCCUAUCGCCAAAUGUCUCUUCCAUUACGAACACCGCCUGGUCGUGAAGCUAAUCCAGGAGAUGUUUUUUAUUUGCAUUCACGACUUUUGGAAAGAGCCGCUAAAUUAAGUUCUCGUUUAGGUGAAGGAAGUAUGACUGCUUUACCAAUAGUCGAGACCCAAUCAGGAGAUGUUUCGGCUUAUAUUCCUACGAAUGUAAUUUCCAUUACCAAUGGACAAAUAUUCUUAUCCGCCGAUCUAUUCAAUGCUGGAAUCAGACCAGCAAUUAAUGUGGGUAUUUCUGUUUCUAGGGUGGGGUCCGCAGCUAAAAUUAAAGCUAUGAAACAAGUAGCUGGUAAAUUAAAACUGGAACU
Molecule: messenger RNA, 1937 nt
Organism: Amaranthus tricolor (Joseph's coat)
Lineage: Eukaryota; Viridiplantae; Streptophyta; Magnoliopsida; Caryophyllales; Amaranthaceae
Product: ATP synthase subunit b, chloroplastic
Exons: 2
Coding region: 138-692 (184 amino acids)
Biological process (GO): proton motive force-driven ATP synthesis
Molecular function (GO): proton transmembrane transporter activity
Source: RefSeq, a predicted model, not a curated record